Camelina sativa (false flax) is the source of this 1084-nucleotide messenger RNA. RefSeq names its product peroxisome biogenesis protein 19-1. NCBI's taxonomy places the organism in Eukaryota, Viridiplantae, Streptophyta, Magnoliopsida, Brassicales, Brassicaceae. Gene Ontology annotation, cellular component: peroxisomal membrane; peroxisome. The record is from RefSeq and is a predicted model, not a curated record. Gene Ontology annotation, biological process: protein import into peroxisome membrane.
UCACAGCCGUUGGAUGGAUCCCUUGUUGCUUCACCGCAACUCAAAGAAGCGUGGGUCAUAUCAAAUCGCACCGCCUAACAAGGGCAAACCAACCCAAAGAAGGUUUCUUCUUCUGUCAAUCUUUCUCUCCUCUCGAGUGUUGUUAUUCCUAUUCCCCCCAUCUGUGUGAAUUGCUACACAGAGAGAGAGAGGCGUGAGAGAAAUGGCGAACAGUCACACCGAUGACUUAGACGAGCUUCUCGAUAGUGCAUUGGAUGAUUUCAAAGAUCUCAAUCUUUCUCAAAGAAAUCAAAGGGAAGCCCAAGAGGAAGAGAAGAAGAAGAAGAAGAAGAAGGAAGAGACGAGUUCAUUACCGAGUGGAGUUCAAGGUCUUGGAAUGGGAUUACCAGAUAUGAGAAGCAAGAAGAAAGGAAAGCAGAAAGUUUCAAAAGAGGAUCAUGUUGCAGAAGCUCUUGAUAAGCUUAGGGAACAAACUAGGGAAACUGUCAAGGGAUUGGAAUCCAUUUCUUCUUCUAAGCAGCAGCCAGCUUCUGAUGAUGAUGGUAUGGUAGAGGAUUUCCUCAAACAAUUCGAGGAUCUUGCUGGAUCUAAGGACUUGGAAUCAAUAGUUGAAACAAUGAUGCAACAGCUAUUGUCGAAAGAUAUCCUCCACGAACCAAUGAAGGAGAUCGGUGCAAGAUAUCCGAAAUGGCUAAAAGAUAAUGAAGCCAGUCUAAGCGAAGAAGACUACAAGCGUUAUUCACAACAGUACAAACUAAUCGAAGAACUCAAUGUGGUUUACGAGAAUGAACCGAACAAUUCAGCUAAGAUAAUGGAGAUCAUGCAGAAGAUGCAAGAAUGCGGACAACCCCCGAGUGAUAUAGUUAAAGAGAUUGAUCCCGGGUUUGAUUUCGCAAGUCUAGGCCAAAUAUCUCCAGAGAUGCUGGAGUCCUCGCCAAAUUGCUGUAUAAUGUGAUUGGGACCAAACAGCUUUUAAGGAUUAUGUCGUUUAUUCUCUAAGUGUAAAAUUCAAAAGCUGUGUUUUAAAUUAUGAUUGGAAUUUCACACACACACACAAAAGAAAAAAAAGAAGUCUUUUAUCUUA